Prorocentrum cordatum is the source of this 492-nucleotide messenger RNA. The record is from the annotation of a GenBank genome assembly. NCBI's taxonomy places the organism in Eukaryota, Dinophyceae, Prorocentrales, Prorocentraceae.
AUGGCCAACGAAGCUGCCCUCCUCUGCGGGAGCAGCGCGGUUGCCACCAGCGGCACGAACGUCGAGCGGGACACGCAGGAGGACGGCGGCCGAGUACAGGGACAGGACCGCGCUCCCAGCCCAUCUUCGACUUCUCCUCGCCUCGGCGGGUUCUACGGCGUCGCGCAGGAGCUCGGUGAGGAUGGAGGGGGUGCCGACGGCGUGGACGGCUUCGGCAGCGUGGACGGCGCCUCGGCCACGGCUGCUCCUGCGCGCGGGCCCGUGCGGCUCUUCGCGCUACGCCGCCACGUCUACGCGGCGACCGUGGCCCUCACGGUCGACCGCGACAUCCGGCGACCGGGCUGGCAGUGCGACGGCUGCGACGUCGACCCUCCGGCGCUGUCGGCUUCUGAGGCUGCCGCUGGCCGAGAGUGGCUCCGCUCCCAGUUCGGGCUUGGGUCCCCGUGGCGGGCUUGGGCGAGCAAGGAGCGGCGGCGGCGCCCUCCCGCCUGA